UACCCAUCUAGAACUAUUCCCAUCACUGAUACCGGUAGUUGAGCUCCAUUACACUUUUCCGCAUAUAAAAACGGAGUAUAAUCUUAAAGGGACCCUUGCAAGGAGCGACCUAACCUUUUAAACCCUUUGAACCCUACCUAGUACCUAGUACCUAGCACAUCUCACAUAUCACCUGCAUCAUCAUGCCCACUUCCCCCGCAACUAGUCCAGUUCCUCCACCUGUGUUCAUGCCUCAACUCUCCAGCACGUCGCCAGUUCCAGCUCCAACUCCAACUCCAACUCCUACACCAAUGCCUCCUUUGAAAGAGAACUCGGCGUCGCAGCCUACUAAAGAUGAUAGGUCUAUUGAAACUACCAAAUUUGAUCUACCCAAGCUACGUCUCGAGGUACGGGAUCUUAAUCAUGCAGGGUCGCAGACGUUCUUGACCGCCGUUCUAGCCAACGAAGCCCUCAAAACCGCAGCUCGAAGCGUUCUCACCCUACUUUAUGAAUCUCCCCAUUGUCGCACCACUACUAUUCCGACAACUCGUUCGGUGACCCUCAUCCUUCGUUCUAUGGAAGGUGUAGCAUAUACAACAGGUACCGACCUCGACGAUGACCACAAAGAAAUACAUUUCUCCCUAGAUUACAUACACCGUGCUAUUGCAUCAGAGCGAAAGAAGCAUGAAAUAAUGGGCGUGUUGACUCACGAAAUGGUGCAUUGCUACCAAUAUAAUGGAUUCAAUACUUGCCCUGGUGGCUUGAUUGAAGGAAUUGCAGAUUGGGUUCGGCUGAACGCUGAUUUAAGUCCACCUCAUUGGAAGAAAGAAGCGAGUGGGAAAUGGGAUGCAGGUUACCAACAUACUGGAUACUUUCUUGAUUAUCUAGAAAAGAGAUUCGGUAAAGGCACAGUAAGGAGGGUGAAUGAAAAGUUGAGGAUUGAACGAUACGAAGAGAAACGCUUUUGGACUGAGCUUUGUGGAAGACCGGUAGAGCAGCUCUGGAAAGAUUACUCGAAACAUCUUGAAGCAGAGCAGAGAAAAGCCGAAGAAGAAGAGUGUGUAAUUGUUGAAAAGGAGGAUGCUAUCACACCUAAAAAGCUCGAACCUGGAGAGGAUGAACCAACACCUAUCGUAGCAGCGGAGGAGACGGAAGAUGACUCCAUGAAGUCCGUGAAACCUGAAUAAACAAACGUCAGUUACGCGGUGUACGAUAUCAAUCGCAUAUCAGAAUUUUAGACAUCUAAGCUUCAGAGACUAUGGAUUACCGGCUUUGGAUUUGAACAUUGAAGAGUGUCAGAGGACUUUCAGCCUAAAAAGACUGUUUAAUUGUCCAAUGUCAAUGUUAGGACGGCAGCAGAGAGAACUCCCAGCUGUCAGCUUGGAUUUUGCAAAACGAGCUUGGUAUGUGAUAUGGGUUUAUAGCUUGCGUGCAGAAACAGACACUUGAGUGAUGUUACGAUUCUGUAUAGUGGAAACAAUCACUUUCAAUCGCAUUACCCUCUGUGUUUGGCAUACUUCGGACAAAAGUUUGUUUCCAAAUUUUAGAUAAUCCCAUACAGUUUAGACGAUAGAUUUUGGGUAAAUUUUCGAACACUGGCUAACCCAAGCUAUUAUAGAAUGGGAAAAAUUAGAGGGCUAUUCGUUUACUAUCAUUUAUCACAUCCAAUUUUCUCAUUACCUCCAUCCACUGAUAUGAAACACAUACAAAUCUUAAUAUACUACAUUUCCAUAAUCAAUCUCUUCUCUAUCUUUGAAAUAUCGCCUUGUCUAGGGAGUCU
Molecule: messenger RNA, 1759 nt
Organism: Sclerotinia trifoliorum
Lineage: Eukaryota; Fungi; Ascomycota; Leotiomycetes; Helotiales; Sclerotiniaceae
Source: the annotation of a GenBank genome assembly